Messenger RNA from Funneliformis geosporum, 576 nucleotides. The record is from the annotation of a GenBank genome assembly. NCBI's taxonomy places the organism in Eukaryota, Fungi, Glomeromycota, Glomeromycetes, Glomerales, Glomeraceae.
AUGUCUAACCUGUAUGAUUGUACCUUUUGUUUUGAAGAUGAAGGUAGAGAUUUUCGUAAAAUAACUUCAAAAUGUGUUCAUAGAGCCGUAGUCUGUACAGAAUGUGUUCGUAAACACAUUGAAACAUACAUUGAAAAGCAACUUGUUGAAGUUCCUUGUCCAACAAACGGAUGUACAAAAAUAAUGGAAAGACAUGAUAUCAAAAAUUUCACAACAGAUAAAAACUUUGAAAUAUAUGAUUCGCUUGCUUUCAAACUUGCGAUUCAUAAAAUUCCAGAUUUUAGAUGGUGCAAAGCCCUUUGUGGAACCGGACAAAUUCAUCUUGGAAAAGAUGAAACACCGAUUGUUAUCUGUCAAACGUGUAACGCAAAAUCAUGUUAUACUCACAAAGUUAGCUGGCACGAGGGUCAGACUUGCGAACAAUAUGAAGAGAAUAAGAAACAAACCGACUUUGCUACCAAAGAUUAUCUUUCACGAAUAUCAAAACCAUGUCCAAAUUGUUCGAUGUAUAUCGAUAAGAAUGGAGGUUGUAAUCACAUGACCUGUAAAUGUUCAUAUGAGUUUUGUUGGUUGUAA